CCUGGUCAUGUUAUAUGUUAUACACACAUACACAUACAAAUAGAUUAUAAUAAAAUAUAUUGCAUUUAUCAAAGAUGGAAUUAAGCACAAUAUAUAAAGAUAUUUUAAUUAACACAUUACACAAAAACAUUAUAUAUUAAGUGUCAAUUCUGACUUCUGCUGGGCGCCACCAACAUCAGCUCACGAGGAGCUCAAAGGGUUAACCUGUGCUUCUCCUUGAGAGUGAGAGAAGAUUCAUUAUUACACACGCGCAUUCUCCACACACACCGUGUGUAUUUGGAUCUAUCAGCAGAGGCGGUAUCCAAUGCAGAUUUCACGUGAACACAUCAGUAUGCCACAGGAAGGAAUGAUUGCUAUUUCGUUUUAGAAAGAAGCUCACGGCAAAAAAAUCAGAGCAAGGAUGCAUUUCACAUAAAUGAUGCCAUUACUGAUCCAGCUGCCAGCCAGCGAAUAUGAUCUGAUGGCUGUAUCCUCUGGGGGACAGACCGUGGUCCAUUAGUGCUCCAGAUGUCCAAAGAGCACCUCGAUCUCUCCGAAAGGACGCGCCUCGGUCGUGCCCGCGCGGACAGAAAAAGUGUAGACACGGAGCACUCAAGAUGAAAAUUUCAGCCUACUCGUUUCUGACUGUAAAAACCAGGCACUUUGACCCGAGAACGCAGCGUUUUAAUCAAUUAUAAAACGAUUUCCCGGUUUAUUUUUUAACAGUUAACGUCUACUUUCCAUCAGCUGUGUGUUUGUUGUUGAUGUGUCUCGCGCAUUGCUUUGCAACGCCCAUGAUCUCCUCUAGCUGAGGGGGGAAAUGCAAACGGAGGAAAACUUCUGAACAUCAGCUGUGGGCGUCUGUCACCACGUGGACUUGGAUGUGAAGGGUUUUAGUUUGACAGACACGAUGAGCGAUGCCAUGGAUGACUCCGGUAUCAUCCGCCGACGGAGGAUGCAGAAGGAUCUUCCCCUGCCCAGGAAGAGCAGUGGUUGUCGCACCAGUAACCGGAAGAGUCUGAUCUUGACCAGUACGUCGCCCACUCUUCCUCGGCCUCACUCUCCUCUACCGGGACACAUAGGAAGCAGUCCGCUGGACAGUCCCAGGACCUUCUCCCCCAGCGCACCUGCACACUUCUCUUUUGCAUCAUCCAGAAGGGCCGAUGGCAGACGCUGGUCUCUGGCCUCUCUUCCCUCCUCUGGAUAUGGGACCAACACACCCAGCUCAACGUCUUCCAGCUCGUCUCAGGAGCGUCUCCAUCAGCUGCCGUAUCAGCCCACACUGGACGAGCUGCACUUCCUGUCCAAACACUUCGGCAGCACCGAGAGCAUCACUGAUGACGACGGCCGCAGAUCGCCACACGUGCGGCCGCGCUCGCGGAGUCUCAGUCCGGGGCGAUCACCGUCCUGCUACGACAAUGAGAUUGUUAUGAUGAACCAUGUUUAUAAGGAGCGGUUCCCUAAGGCAAAAGCUCAGAUGGAGGAACGUUUGGCUGAUUUCAUCGAGUCGUACUCGCCUGAGAACGUGCUGCCGCUGGCCGACGGGGUCCUCAGCUUCAUCCACCACCAGAUCGCAGAGCUGUCCCGAAACUGCCAGACCAAAUCUCGAGAAGGCCUGAUCACCACCGUUUACUUCUACGAGCUGCAGGAGAACCUGGAGAAACUCCUGCAUGAGGCCUAUGAGCGAUCAGAGAGCUCGGAGAUGACCUUCAUCACAGAGCUGGUGAAGAAACUCUUCAUCAUCAUCUCCCGCCCUGCCCGACUGCUUGAGUGUCUGGAGUUUAACCCUGAAGAGUUCUACCACCUCCUGGAGGCCGCAGAAGACCACGCUAAAGAGGGCCAGCUGAUGAAGACGGACAUCCCGCGGUACAUCAUCAGCCAGCUCGGCCUGACCAGAGACCCUCUGGAAGAAAUGGUGAAUUUGGAGAGCUAUGACAGUGAGGGCCCACACACGCCGGAGACGGACGACUCUGCUGAAGGGAAGCUCAGAGCCAUCAAACCGCCCUGUGAAUCAGACUUCCAGACUAUCAAACUCAUCAGCAACGGAGCGUACGGGGCUGUGUAUUUGGUCAGACACAGAGAGACACGCCAGCGCUUUGCCAUGAAGAAGAUCAACAAACAAAACCUGAUCCUGCGGAACCAGAUCCAGCAGGCGUUCGUGGAGCGGGACAUCCUGACCUUCGCUGAGAACCCCUUCGUGGUCAGCAUGUUCUGCUCUUUUGAGACGCGCCGUCACCUGUGUAUGGUUAUGGAGUAUGUAGAGGGCGGCGACUGUGCAACGCUUCUGAAGAAUAUCGGAGCUCUUCCUGUGGAGAUGGCUCGGAUGUACUUUGCUGAGACCGUUUUGGCGCUGGAGUACAUUCAUAAUUAUGGCAUCGUACACCGAGACCUGAAACCAGACAAUCUGUUGAUCACGUCGAUGGGUCACAUUAAGCUGACUGAUUUUGGCCUGUCAAAGAUGGGGCUCAUGAAUCUCACCACUAACCUGUACGAGGGACACAUCGAGAAGGACGCCAGGGAGUUCCUGGACAAACAGGUGUGUGGCACACCAGAGUAUAUUGCCCCAGAGGUCAUUCUCAGGCAGGGCUAUGGGAAACCAGUGGACUGGUGGGCCAUGGGGAUCAUCCUCUACGAAUUCCUAGUGGGCUGUGUGCCGUUCUUCGGAGACACCCCUGAAGAGCUCUUUGGUCAGGUGAUCACUGAUUAUAUUGAGUGGCCUGUAGGAGAUGAGGCGUUGCCUAGUGAAGCUCAGAGCCUGAUUUCUGACCUGCUGCAAACCAACCCAGUGGUGCGACUGGGCACAGGUGGAGCGUUUGAACUGAAGCAGCACUCGUUUUUCUCGGGAUUGGACUGGAACGGUUUACUCCGACAGAAGGCCGAGUUCAUCCCUCAUCUGGAGUCUGAGGAGGACACCAGCUAUUUUGACACGCGGUCCGAGCGCUAUCGGCACAUCAACUCCUACGACGAGGACGACACCAACGACGAUGAGCCGGUGGAGAUAAGACAGUUUUCUUCCUGCUCACCGCGCUUUAGCAAGGUGUACAGUAGCAUGGAGCACCUGUCCCAGCUGGAGCAGAAGUCUCCCGUAGUCACCCGCCGAGAGCACAAAGGUCGCCGCGAUGACAAGAUGGCCAAGCGGGAAAGUCUGGGAAGCUUCAGCAUGAGGGACAAGAGCUGGAGGACGAGCUCACCUGAGAUGAAACGUCUGUCAUGCUCUGAGUCGCUGUAUAUGGAGGGAGACUUCAGUCCUCCGAUGGGUGCCCGGCGCCGCUUUUCAGCCCUAAUGGACACGCACCGGUUUGCGGCUCCUCAAGAGGGCGACGGAGAGCUCUCCGCACGACAGGGCGCCGCUAAAGCCCCUGGACCAGAGGGAGCCACUGCUCCAUCAUCGCCCAGUGCGAACGAACAGAGGAAUGCUGGGAAGGAAGUGAUGUCAACCAGUGCCAGUAAAGGGGCAGCAGACAAGCCAUCGAGAACAGGUGAGACAUCGGCACCACAGGCCAUACCUUCUACUGGGGCCAUAGCAGCGGUCCCCGUCGGUGACCCCGUCGGUCAGCGGGCGACCAAGGAUCUGGUGCUUCGGCGAGCACGUCAUCAGCAGAUGUCUAGUGAUGGGGAGAAACGCACCUCGCGUCCCAGUAACAAGGUCAUCAAAUCUGCAUCUACCACUGCGUUGUCUGUCAUCAUUCCUGGAGGUACAGUUCAGCCUCCAAUCGCACUUGAGCAGCACGGUAGCUCUCCACUGGCCAGUCCUAUGUCUCCACGGUCUCUCUCGUCCAACCCCUCAUCGCGAGACUCCUCUCCCAGCCGUGAUUACUGCCCCACAGUCACGGUGCUCCGUUCACCGAUCACCAUCCACCGCUCUGGCAAAAAGUAUGGGUUCACACUCCGUGCCAUUCGGGUUUACAUUGGAGACACUGAUGUCUACAGUGUGCACCACAUAGUCUGGCACGUGGAGGAUGAAGGCCCUGCCCACGAGGCAGGACUAGGUGCUGGUGACCUCAUCACUCAUGUCAAUGGUGAAUCUGUGCAUGGAUUGGUCCAUACUGAAGUGGUAGAGCUUAUACUUAAGAGUGGAAACAAGGUGACCUUGACCACCACUCCCUUUGAGAACACAUCCAUUAAAGUGGGACCCGCACGCAAGUCCAGUUACAAGUCCAAAAUGGCUAGACGCAGCAAGAGGCCGGUGAAAGAGGGACAAGAGAGUAAGAGGCGUGGAUCUUUGUUCCGCAAAAUAACUAAGCAGUCCAACCUGCUGCAUACAAGCCGUAGUCUGUCGUCUCUAAACCGGUCCCUGUCAUCCAGCGAUAGUCUUCCAGGCUCUCCAACACACAGCCUGUCUGGUCACUCCCCCACCCAGAGCUACCGCCCAACCCCUGAGUCGUCCCACCUUGGUGGCUCCUCCCAGAACAGCUCACCUGCCUCCAGUACCCCAAAUUCCCCUGCAACAACCCAGCAUAUGAGGCCCAGCUCCCUGCAUGGACUGUCCCCGAAACUACACCGCCAAUAUCGUUCAGCCCGCUGCAAGUCUGCCGGCAACAUUCCUUUGUCUCCGCUGGCUCAUACUCCAUCGCCAACUCAAUCCUCACCACCUCCUUUGCCUGGACACACAAUCGGAAGCUCCAACACCACACAAACAUUUCCUGCCAAACUACACUCGUCCCCACCGAUCAUAAGGCCUAGACCCAAGAGCGCAGAGCCACCCAGAUCACCGCUACUCAAAAGAGUGCAGUCAGCAGAGAAACUUGGGUCACCGCUUUCAUCUUCCUCUGAAAAGAAAGGAGGGAUUGGGAUGAUGAGGAAGCACAGUUUGGAGGUUGGACAUUCGGAUUAUAGAAAGGAUGGUUUCCACUGUGAGCUUGGCCUGCAGAGUUUGGUGGAAAUAGAGGGUGAGAAUCUGGUAUCUGCCCCAACAACUUCUCCUUCGCCCACACAACCGACCCCGUCACCGCCUGAAACGGGCGUUCUGAAGCCGGUCAGGAAACUGGGCCGGCAGGAGUCACCUUUGAGUAGAGAUGCUUUGCUUGCUGGGAGGGAAAGGGAUAGAGACAAGGAGAGGAUUGGCGAACCAAGUCAAGCUAGUGAGGCUAAAUCAGGGGUCAAAGAGACACUCCCUCCUGGUGGCAUUACUCCACCUGGUAGUAACAAAUCUCCAAGUGUUGAAACAUUUCAGCGGCCGCCUUUCACUCUACAGGAAAGUUGCCUAGCCAAACCCCAAACUUGGCAGCCUCCAUUGACCAAAUCUUCUCCAGUAGCAUCAGAGUCAAAGUGUAGUGUAGUUGCCUCCAUUCCAUCGCCCCUGACCACAGCGUCUUCCCCGUCGGCCAAAACAACAGAUCCAAGUUUCAUCACGGAAGCAGGGAAUAAUGAUAAAGGAAGUCUUACAAAGAUUCUCCAAAACCAGGCACAAGGAACCACUAAGCCAUCAUGCUCUGUGAGUACAUCAGGUGUUCUCAGCAAAGACAUGUUGGAAAAAGAAGGGGGAAAGGAUACUAAGAAGAAAGAAGUGAAAACAGAAGUUGGGAAGACUUCAACUUUAGUCAAGCCAAGCAUACCAUUUAGUGCUCCUGGGAGGACAACGAGCACAGAGGUAACCAAAGCAAGUAAGGGAUCAGGUGACGGAGAGGGUCUCAAAAAGGAUCCCUAUACCAGAACUUUAGAUGUCAGGGGGAGAACUGCCUUAGCCCCUUCCAAAGGGGUUGUCCCAUCCCACCCACCCCAGGCGCAGUGCUCUGUUUUGGGAAAACUUCGGCAGGACAAGUGCCUGGCUCCGGUCAGCUGCUACCGUGGAACAUUUGAUUGGGAGGAUAAAUGUCUCUUGGAGAUCGUUGAGGAACACUCUCCAUCUCCUACUCCUUCUCCAACUGGAGUGCCUCCUGAUCUGCCCAAAUCUCAACCUCAGUCUCCUGGGGAAAGAUCUGGUAUGGCUCCACAGUUGACAAGCACUGGGAAAUCUAUUGGGGUUGUUAAAGAGGGGCCCAAUGCCAAAGAGUUGGAGGUCACCCAGGCUUGUGCACCAGGAAGAUUUGAGUCUGCUUCUGGGAGUAGACAAAGCUCCAAAGGAUUCAGUCAGGGUCCAACUAUCACCACUCCACAGGUGAAGACUGUCGUUACUCCUAAGAAUGGCUCUUGAUCUUGUGCUUUUUGGAAAGAUAGAUGCCUUUAUAGGGGCUAUAACAGAAUUCAAUGUUUCCAGGCACUUAGACAUUUAGUGGACAUUCCAGCCAGUAAAAACAAGUGACUAAAUAAUAUUAUGCUGAACAAAGGACAAUAACUCCAAGGUUAUUUUGAAGGCUGUUAUUCAUUGUACAUGCAGAGCUGUGUCAGAAAAUUAUGAUAGAUGUAUUAUACAAGAAUGUGUGUUGGGUGUUUGUGAGAACGUGAAUGGGUGCAUGUUUCGUGGUGCUUAUGCAACAAGGUAAAAACAAACAACAAAAAAACAAGCGCAAAGUGCAUUAACAGAUCAAACAAUGCUGAAUACUGUGAACACCAAAACAAUGUUCCUAUAUUUUCUAACUUCCUUAAAACACACAAAAAAACUGAAAAGGUAAUAUCAUAUCAAGUUUUUGUCAUCAUCAAGGACAAGUACCUGAUUCAGGAGUUUUGCAUUAGCAGCUAGCAUUCCCUAAUAAAAUUCACACUUAACCAAUUCUUUCAUUAUACUGAAUUACAAAUGCUGAAUGUUGAAGUUGUUGACAUUUUAUUGAUGUGUUAGUUCUAUUUUAAACCAAGGUUUGCAUAAGCAUUCGGUCUUUUCGGGCAAUGAUAGCUUGAUCCCUUCUGAGGUAAAAGUCCAUUUAUGGCAAGUCGGUGCAUUCGCCAGCCACUUUAAUAUCGUAAAUUUAUCGUCUUUAGCUAAAUUUAGCUAUUUUUAU
Pimephales promelas (fathead minnow) is the source of this 6854-nucleotide messenger RNA. RefSeq names its product microtubule associated serine/threonine kinase 1a (gene mast1a). Gene Ontology annotation, molecular function: ATP binding; protein binding; protein serine/threonine kinase activity. The record is from RefSeq and is a predicted model, not a curated record. NCBI's taxonomy places the organism in Eukaryota, Metazoa, Chordata, Actinopteri, Cypriniformes, Leuciscidae. Gene Ontology annotation, biological process: intracellular signal transduction; cytoskeleton organization; peptidyl-serine phosphorylation.